Molecule: messenger RNA, 1078 nt
Organism: Purpureocillium takamizusanense
Lineage: Eukaryota; Fungi; Ascomycota; Sordariomycetes; Hypocreales; Ophiocordycipitaceae
Product: 4a-hydroxytetrahydrobiopterin dehydratase
Exons: 3
Coding region: 132-758 (208 amino acids)
Biological process (GO): tetrahydrobiopterin biosynthetic process
Molecular function (GO): 4-alpha-hydroxytetrahydrobiopterin dehydratase activity
Source: RefSeq, a predicted model, not a curated record
CACACACACUCGACCAAGUACGAAGCAAUUAACGUGCUAUCUCUCAUCGACGCCGAGCGGCCGUGCUGCAACGCGCACGCCGUCGCCGCCGUACUCCUCUUCGUUUCCUCUCCUCCGCCGUGGCAUCCGUCAUGUCACGUCGGGCCAUAGCCGGCUCACUGACACGUGCCCCUCAGCUGAUACGUCCAAUCACGAUACAACCGCCGCCCUUUCCCCCCGCUCGCUUCUCAUCAUCAUCAUCAUCAUUAUCACCAUCAUCGCAGUCAGUGUCAACCGCAUCGGCCAUGGAUCCUCCGAAUUCGAGCUCGAGCGCCAGCCCGCGCUUCUCUGCCGGCACCGACGAGGCGUCCGCGCGGGCGGCCGUCGCGUCGCUUCUGGCGCGGCCGUCGCCGUCGCCGUCGUCCCCUGGUGGUGAAGGACGCUGGGCGCUCGUCAAGGACGGGGAGGCUCUCGAGCGGAGCUUCAAGUUCAAGACGUUUGCCAAGACCUGGGAUUUCAUGACGGCCGUGUCGCUGCAGUGCAAGCUCAAGAACCAUCAUCCAGAGUGGUCCAAUGUCUACAACACCACGUACAUCCGCUGGACUACGCACAACCCGAAGGGCCUCUCGAGCAAGGACGUCGAUCUGGCGGCCGUAUGCGACGCCUUGGCCAAGGACUUCGGCGAGCUGCCGCCCGAGCCCGUGAGCUGCGCCGUGCGGGACGUGGCGGACCGCGUCGUCGGCGAGGCGGGGCCGGACUGCUGCACGCCGAAGAAGUGACGGCGUUGGAAGGGUGGAUGUAAGAUUUGAGUGCGCUGUACUGUGCCAGGAUAUCAAGCACUCUGGGUGGUGCGCAUCAGACUGUCACAGCAUAAGGAAUGGAGCGUGGAGCGUCCAUGGGCAAGACGGAUCUAGUACGAUGCCGCGUCGUCUACAGAGGGUCCAAUCGCUCACUGCUGUAGGCCGACUGCGCGGCCUUCAACUUACGGGGCAACAUGACAAGGUUCAAAAUGAUCGGCCGGCGAUGGUAUUAUUAGUAUUCGUCUAAGCCUUCCCCGGGCCUGCCACAAGGUGUGCACCGGCCACAAUGUAUAUACAAG